Messenger RNA from Exophiala aquamarina CBS 119918, 2007 nucleotides. Its product is annotated as DNA polymerase kappa subunit. Gene Ontology annotation, cellular component: nucleus. Gene Ontology annotation, molecular function: DNA-directed DNA polymerase activity; damaged DNA binding. The coding region runs from base 1 to 2007 and encodes 668 amino acids. NCBI's taxonomy places the organism in Eukaryota, Fungi, Ascomycota, Eurotiomycetes, Chaetothyriales, Herpotrichiellaceae. Gene Ontology annotation, biological process: error-prone translesion synthesis. The transcript has a single exon. The record is from RefSeq and is a predicted model, not a curated record.
AUGGUUCUAGAUGAUGCAGAUAACCUCACCGUUGAUCAAAUCGAUUACCUCAACGAAGAUCCCGCCGCCUCUCAACACCACUCCCUCAAACAUUCUCUCCUUGGCCCCUCCUUGACAAAGGCUGGCCAGGAUGCUGUUGAUCAGAAGAAGGUCUCAGAGAUCAUCUAUGAAGCCUCGAAAGGUUCCAAGUUCUUCAACAAUGAGGAAGUCAGAGACCAGAACUUGACUGUCAAAAUUGAUCGAAUCUUGGAAUUAAAGGCGCAGUUGGAGAAGCUUGACCUCAAAUCCGAGUUACGUCGUGCCGAUGAUUACAUUGCUUCACUCGAGCUGUCAAGAGACUUGUCGCAGUAUGUGGUUCACAUUGAUUGUGAUGCUUUCUAUGCUGCCGUCGAGGAAAUCGACCGACCAGAGUUAAAGACAAAGCCGAUGGCUGUGGGUAUCGGCGUGUUAACCACAUGCAAUUACGAGGCCCGCAAGUAUGGUUGUCGUAGUGCUAUGGCUGGCUUUGUUGCAAAGAAGUUAUGUCCAGAGCUGAUCUGUCUACCAUUGAACUUUGACAAAUAUACGGCCAAAGCAAAAGAGGUCCGAGCCAUCUUUGCUGAAUAUGAUCCUCGCUUCGAGAGUUCUAGUAUCGAUGAGGCCUAUCUGAACAUAACUGAGUACUGUGAGAACCAUCACCUUGAUCCUGAAGCUGCCAUCCAGCAACUGAGAAAUGAAGUUCAUGAAAAAUGCAAAAUUACCAUUUCCGCUGGUAUAGCCCCAAAUGCUAAGAUCGCUAAGAUCUGCUCCAACAAGAACAAACCGAAUGGCCAGUUCCGAGUCCCCAAUGACCGCGCUGCUGUCAUGGCUUUCAUGUCCGGUCUAUCUACUCGCAAGGUCAAUGGUGUAGGCCGUGUCUUCGAGCGAGAGCUCGAUGCAAUUGGCGUCAAAACAUGUGGAGACAUUUACAUUCAUCGAGCCUACUUAAACCGGCUCUUUGGAGAAAAGGCCUUUCAGUUCUUGAUGCAGACUUAUCUUGGUUUGGGCCGUACAAGUGUUCAACCUGCAGAGGAGUAUGAGCGAAAGAGUGUUGGUACUGAAAGUACAUUUCGUGACAUCAGCAGUAAACAGGAACUUCGAGAAAAACUUCGCCACACUGCAGAGGAGCUCGAAAAAGAUAUGGCUCGCGUCCAAGUCAAGGGCCGCACCCUGGUACUCAAGAUCAAGCUCCAUACAUAUGAAGUGUUCACGAGACAAGUUGCUCCUCCGAAAGCCGUCCAUAUGGCAAACGAUCUCUACAAUUAUAGUCUUCCGAUGCUCGUCAAGCUCGAGAAAGAAAUGCCUGAUUUUCGACUUCGAUUGAUGGGCCUUCGCUGUACUCAUCUUGUGAGCACUAAGAAGGAUAAACCAGAUUUCUUUCGACGAAGGGUAACCAAUGCCUCGUCCACUGGAAAAUUCACAUCAGAGGAUGGAGAGUGGGAAGUUUGGCCGGACUCAGAGUUUGAAGAAGCAGCACGCCAGGAACGACAAGACGAAAUGGAAGAAUUGCACCGUCUAAGUCAAGAACAAGAACCGCAGGCGGAGCAGGAAGAUUCUACGCCGUCUGGUGCCGACUGGCAUGAACCGUUCGGCCGCUAUAAGUAUGGCAGUGAGCCCAACUCGCCAGCGAAACAUGGUCGUCUCCCCAAUGCGCAAAAGGUGACGGUAAGUGUCCAGGAAGGCCAAAUAUGGGACUGUCCCAUCUGUCAGGUCCCUCAGCCUGCGAACGAUAAGGACUUUAACGAUCAUAUUGAUUUGUGUCUAUCCCGUCAAACGAUAAAGGAGGCGGUUGCUCAAGCAGAAGUCGACACAACUGCUGCACCCCCCAAGCCUUCCUUGAGCAAAGCGAGUUCCGUAGAAUCGGGCCGAGCGUCUCCAGAGGUUGGGUCUAGCGUUUCUGCCAAGCGGAGGAGCGAGAAUGGAAUCAAACGGAAGGAUCCUGCACCCGGUGAUGGGCAGAGGAAGCAGAAGCGACUGUUUUUUACGUGA